Molecule: messenger RNA, 1801 nt
Organism: Raphanus sativus (radish)
Lineage: Eukaryota; Viridiplantae; Streptophyta; Magnoliopsida; Brassicales; Brassicaceae
Product: ankyrin repeat-containing protein BDA1
Exons: 3
Coding region: 9-1598 (529 amino acids)
Molecular function (GO): protein binding
Source: RefSeq, a predicted model, not a curated record
UACCAUCCAUGAUUACAAGGUUCGAUGGUUCCUUUUCGAAGCUUCCUGGUAACCCCUCCCCCUCCCCAAAGGUAGCCAUUUUAUCUUUCUCUGUAAAAGUGAUUGGCGAAAGGUCUUUCUUUAUUGUUUCUCUAACAGUGAAAAUUGUACCCUUUUCCUUAAUCAACUCAUUCCGCGUGGAGGUUCACUUUCUGGCUUUUGCUCCGAAGCUCCCUUUUAGCACGCUCAAGAGUCCUAUUAUAAGCCUAAAACUUUCUUCCAUGGAUCCAAGACUUGAACAAGCAGCUGAAUCUGGAAGCAUCGAUGACCUGUAUGCUCUUAUUGAUGAGAAUCCAUACAUACUUGAGAACAUAGAGGCAGUACCAUUUGUGACCACUCCCCUCCACGAAGCUGCAGCUUCCGGGAACAUACCAUUUGCCAAGGAGAUGCUGAAUCUUAAGCCCUCUUUUGCCAGAAAGCUUAACACAAGCGGGUGCAGUCCGUUGCAUCUUGCUGCAUACAUGGAUGAAAAUGAGUUUGUCCUCAGGAUGCUCUGGUUUGAUGGCAGUCUUGCCCGCGUUAAAGGGAGAAACGGCAUCACACCGUUUCUUUUAAUGGUGUCCAGAGGAAACACAGAUCUUGUGGCAGAGUGCCUCCUUACUUCCCCUGAAUGUAUCCAAGAUGAGACUGUAGAUUGCCAGAAUGCUCUGCAUCUUGCUGUGAUACAUGAUAGGUUUGAAGUUCUCCAAGUCCUCACCGGAUGGAUCCAGAGAAUGAGCCAAAUAAAUGCUUACUCUAUUGAGGAUCGUGUUCUGAAUGGAUUGGAUUUUAACUUAAACACGCCUUUGCACCUUGUAGCAUCUAAGAAUGAUCAUCAGAUGGCUAAGCUGUUAUUGGAAUGCCGGUUGGUUCAGCGGAACCAAGUAAAUGGUGAUGGUUUAACUUUCUUUGACAUCUUUAAAACCCAAGGACAGAGCGACGCAGGUGGAGACUUAAGAAGCCAGGGACCGAGAGUCGUAAGAGAGGACUUGGAUUUGGAACAAGUUGCUACAAAAACAGGGUGUAAAGUGGCGGCUUCCCUGCCAAGACCCAAGACAAAGUUUGAGAUUUUAAAAUCACCAUUCACUUUCUGGACAUUGUUCUCCACAUUCAUGAGACGCCUAAGGACUGACACAUCAGACGAAGCUCGUGGAGUUUUCCUGAUUGUAUGCACUUUGAUAAUAACAGCCACUUACCAGACUGCCCUCCAGCCUCCCGGAGGUGUACACCAAUCCGAUGAUGCUAAUACAGGUUCCGUGGUGAUGAAACAGACGUUCUUCAUCCUUCUUUGGAUUUCCAACACCACAGGCUUCGCCUGCGCUUUACUCUACACCUUUUUUCUAAUACCACUUGGUAGUAUGUUUGCAAGUUGGUUCCGUUGGAUUGGGACAUCUCUGUGCAUUUCCUAUGCUCUAGCCGUGGCAGUGAUCUCACCGCACCCUCUAGUGUUUCUCUCUGCAACCUUCGCCUUCUUCCUGCUCAUUGCUCUCUAUAUCUUGUUGGAAGCUUUCCUACAACAAUGGCGGAAGCAUGAAUCUGUGGCCCCUGAGAUCCGGUUGAGCUGGUUUUGGAAGGAUUGAGACAGCAUGUGUAACUUCUAUUACAGGAGAAGAGAGGAUUCUGAGAAGGUAAAAGAUGCAAACGUCAAAAUAUAUGCCAUGGCCCUUGUUUAGUCUUUUUUUUUGUAUUUGCAAUAAUGUUCAGUUUCGUCACUUGACUUUUUUAUAUAAUAUGCUAUGUAAGGAAUGAUUUCAUGCAUGUGAAGAAGCUCUAUUCGAUACCA